AUGGCGCUAGCCAAUCGCAAUCUGUCUGGGUUUUUAGUUUUAAAGUUUAUGCGCGCGUGGCAUGAUCAUGAACAUGGAUUACCAGUUGUCCUGAGUAGAACGAACGGACUCCUCCAAGCUCUCUCCGUGCCUAUCUCGUUCCGGUUGCCCGUUUCGUCUCCGCCCGCCGCUCGAUUUGGGGGCUGGCUCUGCUUGCCUGCAACGCCACACCACAGCAAGAACGCCGCGCCGGGAGGGAAAGACCCCUUCGCCAAGUUCGGCGACGAUUACCACACCCUGGAGCAGGUGACUGAUGCUCUUUCACAUAAUGGACUGGAGUCCUCAAAUCUAAUCGUUGGGAUUGAUUUCACCAAGAGCAACGAAUGGACAGGUAAAUUGUCCUUCAACAACCGGAGCUUGCAUGCAAUAGGGAAUACUCCAAACCCUUAUGAGCAGGCUAUAUCCAUUAUCGGGAGAACCCUCGCACGAUUUGAUGAGGACAAUCUGAUACCAUGCUUUGGAUUCGUUGAUGCUACUACUCAUGAUCAAAAGGUAUUUAGCUUCUAUCCUGAGAACGAACCGUGUGAUGGCUUUGAACAAGCACUUGGGCGAUACAGAGAAAUUGUUCCACAGCUUCGUUUGGCUGGUCCCACUUCAUUUGCACCUAUGAUUGAGACUGCUAUUGGUAUUGUUGAUAGUAGUGGUGGCCAGUACCAUGUUCUGCUCAUAAUAGCAGAUGGACAGGUUACACGCAGUGUUGACACUGGUAAUGGCCAGUUGAGCCCACAGGAAAGAGAAACUAUAGAUGCCAUUGUGAAAGCAAGUGACUACCCUUUGUCAAUUGUGCUUGUUGGAGUUGGUGAUGGGCCCUGGGAUAUGAUGAGGCAAUUUGAUAACAACAUUCCUUCUCGUGCAUUUGAUAAUUUUCAGUUUGUGAACUUCACAGAGAUCAUGUCAAGGCCUAUUCCUACUAGCAAAAAGGAGGCAGAAUUUGCUCUUUCAGCACUUAUGGAGAUCCCAGCCCAGUUCAAGGCAACAAUGAACCUCCAGCUUCUUGGCAAACGAAGAGGAUUUCCGCACCGAUCAGUGUUACCUCCACCUGUGAGGGUAUAUCAACAACCCUCUGGAUACUCAGCAGUCAAGCAGACUCAAUCGACUGGCACCGGCUAUGUGUCGCCACAGAAGAAUGCAUCAGCACCUCGACAGGACAGUGAUGUGGGUGAUCAGCAGACUUGUCCAAUCUGCUGGUCUGAAGCAAAGAACCUGGCUUUUGGAUGUGGGCACCAGACAUGCGCCGACUGCGGGAAAGAUCUGAAGGUUUGCCCCCUUUGCCAGAGGGCGAUCUCCACAAGGAUUAGGCUCUACUGAAGCUCUUGAGCGAGAAGCAAGCUAUAUAUACUUUGUGCGCACUUAGGAUAUCGGGAAAAGAACGUCGAUCUUGCUACGAAGGAAAGUGUAAAUAUAUACAUGGCCUUAGUAUUGAUGUAGUUCAUCGUUCAAACCUAAUGCUAGUGUUACUUGGCUGGUACCGAAUGCAUUUGGCUGUCAACCUAUGUGACCUUUUAUGCCCUACGCAAAACCCGAAAACGCCGUGCAUUUUGGUA
This is a messenger RNA of Aegilops tauschii subsp. strangulata, 1583 nucleotides long. Its product is annotated as E3 ubiquitin-protein ligase RGLG5. NCBI's taxonomy places the organism in Eukaryota, Viridiplantae, Streptophyta, Magnoliopsida, Poales, Poaceae. Gene Ontology annotation, cellular component: nucleus. Gene Ontology annotation, biological process: protein ubiquitination. Gene Ontology annotation, molecular function: ubiquitin-protein transferase activity. The record is from RefSeq and is a predicted model, not a curated record.